Molecule: messenger RNA, 1050 nt
Organism: Arvicola amphibius (Eurasian water vole)
Lineage: Eukaryota; Metazoa; Chordata; Mammalia; Rodentia; Cricetidae
Gene: Tmem141
Product: transmembrane protein 141
Exons: 5
Coding region: 76-402 (108 amino acids)
Source: RefSeq, a predicted model, not a curated record
GUUCUGCGCAGGCCCGAGUCUUAGGCUCCACCCGUCCCCAGUCUGUCUGUCCUCUCUGGCGGAACCUGACCAACCAUGGUGAAUUUGGGCCUGUCCCGAGUGGAUGACGCAGUGGCAGCCAGACACCCGGGGCUCGAGGAAUAUGCCGCGUGCCAGUCGAACGCCUUCAUGAAGGGCGUUUUCACCUUUGUCACAGGCGCUGGUGUGACUUUCGGCCUGCAGCUGUUCAUUAAGCGGAAGUUUGCAUACCCUGUGCAGUGGAGCUUGCUGGUGUCUGCUAUUGUAGGAUCUGUGGCGAGCUACAAAGUGACAAGAACAGAGUCUCAGAAAUGCAGAGAUCUCUGGCUCUUCCUGGAGACAGGUCAACUCCCCAAAGACAUGAACACAGAUCAUCACAACUAGAAGAGCUCUGGCUGCUUAGGGUGUGGAGGAUCUGAAGAGGGGAAUCCUGGAAUACAGGAUGCAACACAGACUCCAGGCUGGUCCUUCCUACCUCACCAAACACACACACACGCGCGUGCGCGCACACACACACACACACGCACACACACCUUGAGCGUUACCUGUCCCCCACACGUGUGUUUAGGCGGACCUGCCUGACAACCUGUCCCAAAUCUAGUCACCAAACACACACACACACACACACACACACACACACACACACACACCCUGAGUAUCACCUGUCCCCCACACAUGUGUUUAGGCAGGCCUGCCUGACAACCUGUCCCAAAUCUAGGACUCCCCCAGGAGUUCAGCUCAGAAAAGGGCUUAGAAGACAAGGAUUAGAAGGGGGUGGGGGGAUCCUCCAGAGCAGCAAGAAGUCGGGGUCUCAGAGAAAGUUGUAUCCUGUUGCUCACAGCUGUGGGGGCAGCAGCCUGCAAGUGGCGAGAGAGACUUCUUCUCUAUUUUCUCUGGUGCUUUGGGGUCCCUCUUCUGACCUCUGCGUCCCGAGUCCAAGGAGAACUGAGGAGGGUUGUAACUAAUAAACGGCUUGUCGUUUUCCUACCUGAGCUCUGAAGCAAUUAAACAAGUUGGUGAGGUUGUUCUGUG